Messenger RNA from Sturnus vulgaris (Common starling), 1464 nucleotides. The record is from RefSeq and is a predicted model, not a curated record. Lineage: Eukaryota; Metazoa; Chordata; Aves; Passeriformes; Sturnidae.
UCCUGCCGCCUCCGCGCAGCCCCGGCGGUGCGAGGCAUGAAGCUGAGCAAAGCCCAGUACGAUGAGAUAGCCCAGUUCCUGGGCCACGUGCAGCCCACCCGGCAGAGCCUGAGGAAGCUGAAGGAGAAGUUUCCUAGUCAAUCGCAGUCCACUCUGCUGAGCAUCUUCUCCCAGGAGUACCAGAAACAAAUCAAAAGAACACAUGCCAAGCAUCACACUGCUGAAGCUAUCGAAAAUUACUACCAAAGAUACCUGAAUGGCGUGAAGAAAAAUGCAGCUGCCCCAGUAUUACUGGACCUGGCCAAUGAGGUGGACUUUGCCCCAUCAUUGAUGGCUCGUAUUGUGUUGGAAAGAUUUCUACAAGAAAAAGAACAAGCCAUCCCCUCCAAAACUCUUAUAAAUAGUAUGCUACGGGACCCUUCUCAGAUUCCAGAUGGAGUGCUAGCAAAUCAAGUCUAUCAGUGUACUGUGAAUGACUGUUGUUAUGGACCACUGGUGGACUGCAUCAAACAAUGGACCAUGAGAAGAUCUGUCAGCGCUAUUGGGCAUGAGCACGAAGUCUUGCUGCGAGAAAUGCUUUUGGAAAAAAAUCUCUCUUUCAUUGCUGAAGAUCAGCUUCGUGCAAAGGGUUAUGACAAAACACCAGACUUUAUUUUAGAAGUGCCAGUAGCUGUGGAAGGACACAUAAUUCACUGGAUUGAAAGCAAAGCCUCAUUUGGUGAUGAAAGUAGCCACCAAGCCUACUUGCAGGACCAGUUUUGGAGCUACUGGAACAGAUUUGGCCCUGGAUUAGUCAUCUACUGGUAUGGAUUUAUUGAAGAGCUGGACUGCCAUCGUGAACGUGGUAUCCUGCUAAAAGACUGCUUCCCUACUGACAUUGUGACUCUGCGCCACAGCAUGGCUCAGCGCUGAGGUUGGGAGGAAGAGGUACUGUAGCAAAUUUCUGGCACAGUGAAGUCCACAAGAGCAACGUGCAGGAGUUUUCUAUGUGAGUUAUUUCUGAAGGAGUUUACCAUCCUGGUCUUCAAGAAGGGAAAUUAAAAAAAAAAAAGAUACAACAGUGCUUCAUUCAUACUGGAUCAGUUCCACAAGACAAAUAAAGCACAUAAAUGGACAGAAGUUUCCUGCGCACUUGUUUUCUUGUAAGAACCUUGUUUUUCUCUUGUUAGAACCACCCAGAUCAGAAGUUUAUUGAGAUGGGUGUUAGCCUUUCUUGGAGUUUUGUGUUCAGUCUCUUUUUCCAUCCAAAUUGCCACUCAGAGGGACAAGACUGAGUCUCGGGUUUGUGGUCUCAGACGUUUUUUAAUGACAGCGUCUUACUGGGCUUGACACACUUCAAUAGUCUUUUCUUUGUUAACUAUUACUCAGGAAAGGACAAAAUAUUUUAAAAUGUCAGUGAGAAAUUUGCAUGUAUGCUCAUCAUGUUCAGAUUUUCUGAAUAAAAGAGCUAUGGAUUCUGUUGUA